Messenger RNA from Pistacia vera, 1820 nucleotides. Its product is annotated as peptide chain release factor PrfB1, chloroplastic-like. The record is from RefSeq and is a predicted model, not a curated record. NCBI's taxonomy places the organism in Eukaryota, Viridiplantae, Streptophyta, Magnoliopsida, Sapindales, Anacardiaceae. Gene Ontology annotation, biological process: translational termination. The coding region runs from base 68 to 1435 and encodes 455 amino acids. Gene Ontology annotation, cellular component: cytoplasm. The transcript has 7 exons. Gene Ontology annotation, molecular function: translation release factor activity, codon specific.
UCUCAGUCCCAUUUCGAUCCUUUUCUAUCCAUUUAGCUUUUGUGUUGUGGGCGAAAAAGCAAAGGCCAUGGAGGUUCUUGCACGACCUCUCUUCAAAUUAACCUCCACAAUAACUCCUUCCAAAACUUGUCACACUCAUUUCAACAACAAAUCAAUUCUUCUCCUUCCACAACUCUCCGCUUUCUCGACCUUCACUUUCUCCGCUUCUUCUCGUUCUCUUUCACCUGUUGAACCAGUUAGACAUGCAACACCGGAGAGUCAAUUGAGUUCUGAUACAAGAGAAUGGGUAAUGCAAGAUUUUUAUACCUUAAGAAGAGAUGUAGAAGCUAUCUCAGCACAUGUCGAAGAGAUUAGAGCCUCUGCUGGUUUGCAGCAAUUAGAACAAGAACUUGCAGGUUUGGAGUCGAAAGCAGCUAAUAGUUCGUUUUGGGAUGAUCGUGCUAAAGCUCAAGAAACCCUUCAGGCCUUGACCGACAUCAAGUACAGGAUAAACUUGCUAACUGAGUUCAAAACCAAGGUUGAUGAUGCUGUAACUAUUGUUAAUCUAACGGAGGAGAUGGACUCAAUAGAUGCUGGACUUCUUGAAGAAGCAGCCGGUAUCAUUAAAGAAUUAAGCAAGGCCUUGGAUCAAUUCGAGUUGACCCAACUUCUUUCUGGUCCCUAUGACAAAGAAGGUGCCAUUAUCUCUAUCACUGCUGGUGCUGGGGGAACUGAUGCACAGGAUUGGGCUGAUAUGCUUCUCAGGAUGUAUGUGAGAUGGGGAGAGAAGCAAAGAUAUAAGACAAAGGUAGUUGAGAAAUCCGCUGGAGAGGAAGCUGGGAUUAAGUCAGCUACAGUUGAAGUGGAAGGCCGCUAUGCUUAUGGUUAUCUGUCUGGGGAGAAAGGAACGCAUCGGAUUGUGCGACAGUCUCCUUUCAAUGCCAAAGGUCUUCGUCAGACAAGCUUCUCUGGUGUUGAAGUCAUGCCUCUUCUUCCUGAAGAGUCUCUUGAUGUUGAAAUACCUGAGGAGGACCUGGAAAUUAGUUUUUCAAGGGCGGGUGGGAAAGGGGGUCAGAAUGUGAAUAAGGUUGAAACUGCUGUUCGGAUUACACACAUUCCCACUGGUGUUACUGUUCGCUGCACAGAGGAGAGAUCCCAGUUAGCAAACAAGAUUAAGGCUCUUAGCAGGCUGAAGGCGAAGCUGUUGGUCAUAGCCGAGGAGCAACGGGCAUCUGAAAUCAAGCAAAUAAGGGGAGAUGCAGUGAAGGCUGAAUGGGGGCAACAAAUAAGGAACUAUGUGUUUCAUCCAUACAAACUUGUCAAAGAUGUACGAACCGGUUUUGAGACAUCCGAUAUAUCUUCUGUAAUGGAUGGUGAAUUGGAAUCCUUCAUCAAAGCAUAUCUCAAACACAAAUACAGUAUGUCAGUAUCUUCCACUGCUAGUGGUGGUAACUAACAUUUUAUUGAUUCUCAGUUAACUUGCUCAUUUUGCUCCAUGUUUAUAUUGGCGCAAAUUGUUUAGAUGAUAGUAACUUUAGUAAAUUUUAUCAUUAUUCUAAGUUGUUUUAAUCUCCCAUAUGCUCCAAGAGAGAGUAAAUUCUUUUAGCUGCAUGUUCUAAGGGCUUGAAUUCAUGUAAGGAUCAACACUUCUUUUAUAGAAUAGCAUAUAAUACUAUGUUUAUAACUGAGUCAUACAACCGGACAAAAAACAUAGAACAGAGUAGUCAUUUUAUAUGAAUUUUGUGUAAUUUUUGUCUGAUUGUAUGACUCAGUUGUAAGUAUAACAUUAUUCUAUUUUAUAAGUUAGUUGUUGCAUAUAGUAAACUGUAAGCGUGAUCUGU